Molecule: messenger RNA, 723 nt
Organism: Mixia osmundae IAM 14324
Lineage: Eukaryota; Fungi; Basidiomycota; Mixiomycetes; Mixiales; Mixiaceae
Exons: 4
Coding region: 1-645 (214 amino acids)
Source: RefSeq, a predicted model, not a curated record
AUGGACGAAGAUCCGCCAGUGCGAGCCGGUCCGGGCACUCAUGCACCUCUGCCCGUCGCGCUAUGGAUGUGCCUCGUCUCACUCAUCGUACUCCUCUCGCUCUUCCUCGCCCUCCGUCGGACUCAGAUCCUCAUCUCCUCGACCCAAUACGCACUGAGAUCGCUCGGCUUGCAGCAAGAGGGCCAGAUCAGGCUGCGAGGUGAUGCCGAGCUGGGCGAGUCGGUCGAGGAAGGCGCAGAAGAUGAAGUACUGCCUUCUGCCGCGCUCGCUUCACAGAGGGACGAGGCGAAAAGGAACAGACAUCGAUUCUCAAUCGCUACCGCGUUCGGCGGCCGUCGACAGGCUCAUGGGCCACUAUAUGCUACUCAAGAUGAGGGCGAUCGGCCUAUCAUGGAUUUGCCAAGCUCUGCCGUCGCUUCCAAAGCCCAGAAAGUGCUCGGCAUCGAAUCUGCGAGGCGACUGCCGCGAGCAACCGGCCAAGAUGCUGCCGAGCUUCCUGCCGAUUUUGAGCUGCCCGUACCCGAUGCCGACCCCGGCUUCUCACGACGAGCACAUCUGAGCGGACUCGGCGCAGGCGUCAGGUCGGUCAGCAACUCGAGCACGUCUAGCCUGACAGACCGACCGUCGCCGUUCAUGCGGCUGUAGAGUUCAUGCCCAGGUGUCUUGUUGUAUCAUGCACGCAUACGAUCCGGUGAGAGAGCCAUGCUUGCAUGCUCAUACAAC